Hemicordylus capensis (graceful crag lizard) is the source of this 822-nucleotide messenger RNA. It is a transcript of the gene DYNLRB1, whose product is annotated as dynein light chain roadblock-type 1. The record is from RefSeq and is a predicted model, not a curated record. Gene Ontology annotation, molecular function: dynein intermediate chain binding. The transcript has 4 exons. Gene Ontology annotation, cellular component: cytoplasm; cytoplasmic dynein complex; centrosome. The coding region runs from base 146 to 436 and encodes 96 amino acids. Gene Ontology annotation, biological process: microtubule-based movement. Lineage: Eukaryota; Metazoa; Chordata; Lepidosauria; Squamata; Cordylidae.
GAACCCGCCUCCCGCGAAGGGCGAUUGGCUGCAAUCUCGGUGAGCCGGCGCCUGGAGAGUAGUGCGCAGGCGCGCACGGUCACCGCGACUGGGGAUUGUGGUGCCUGCCAGAGAUACCUAAGGUGAAAGUCUUUUCUCCUGCACCAUGGCUGAAGUGGAAGAAACCCUGAAGCGAAUCCAGAGUCAAAAGGGAGUCCAAGGAAUCAUUAUUGUUAAUUCAGAAGGUAUUCCCAUCAAAAGCACCAUGGAUAACUCCUCCACAAUGCAGUACGCUGGCUUAAUGCACAACUUGAUUAUGAAGGCAAGGGGCACUGUGCGAGAUAUUGAUCCUCAGAAUGAUCUCACAUUCUUACGGAUUCGCUCCAAGAAAAAUGAAAUCAUGGUUGCACCAGAUAAGGACUAUUUCCUGAUUGUCGUCCAGAAUCCAACGAAAUGAAAGUUUCCCAGACUGACCUACAACUCCUUAUACCCAAAUGUGUAUUUUAUUUAAUAUCCGAAACGGCCACUAAUGAUUAAUUGCUUGUACCACUUUAAUAAUGUCUGAGAAAAAAAUCCCUAUGUCUAUUUUAAACAUAUAUUUGAGGAGUCUCUUAAUAUGAUUAUAAAUUCCAUUCAGUGCAGAAGUCUGAUAAAGAAAUCAGGGUGACAAGUGUCAAAAAUUGAUAAGAUUCUUUAGCAUUAAGAACUGAAGGUCCUUACAUUGGUGUUGUCUGAAAUGUUUUCUAAUAACUCUUUCCCUUUUGUGUCUUUUUAAUUUUGUCACUUAUUUAAAUUUAGAAGAAACUUUUUCGUCUGAAAUGAAUUAAAAACUAUCAAAGAUUA